AUGAGUAGCGACCCGACCGAAUCAGCCCGGCAUCCGGCCAGAUUGAUCAAUCUACAGCUCGGCUGGCCAUCACCCAGAUUAUUUUCCUCUGAAAGUCUGCUUCAUGGCGCCCAGGAAGUGCUCACCUCCGAGACGGAAACGUGUGCAGCCCUCGUGUAUGGACCUCAUAUCGGCCACCCGCCGCUCCGACGGAGCAUCGCAGGGUGGCUAUCAUCAGUAUACUCCCGUCCUGUGAACUUUGACCGGUUAUGUAUCACCAAUGGCGCAUCCGGGAACCUCUCUAAUGUUCUACAAAAAUUUACAGAUCCUCUAUACACAAGGAGGAUCUUCAUGGUCGAGCCUACAUACUUUCUGGCAUGUCCCAUUUUCGAGGAUAACGGGUUCCAGGGGAAGCUUCGAGGGGUCCCGGAACAGGAUGAUGGGGGGCUGGACAUCGAGUUUCUUCGCCGGGAGCUGGCAGUGGCAGAAGAUGCAGCCUGCGAGGCAGCACGGUAUGGUGGCAUUGCCGAUGCGCCAGCUCGCAAAGUCGGAAAGGCAUAUUCCAAGAUCUACAAGUACAUUAUCUACGUGGUACCGACAUUCUCAAAUCCCGGUGGAAACUGCAUGUCUGUUCAGAAGAGAAAGGACCUCGUCUGCUUAGCCAGAGACUACGACGCGCUCAUCGUUUCCGACGACGUGUACGAUUUUCUAAGCUGGCCAGAACGGUCGGAAGAAACAGACCAGAUGAGCAGUGUCCCACCCCGCCUAGUGGACAUAGACCGCGGCUUGGAUGGCUAUGGGAAAUGGGGAAACACAUUGAGCAACGGUUCUUUCUCCAAGAUCAUAGGCCCGGGUGUCCGUGUCGGAUGGGCAGAUUGUGCACCUGCACUCGCAGUUGAGUUGGCCGAGAUUGGCUCUUCAAGUUCUGGCGGUGCGCCUUCUCACCUCACCUCAACAUUUGUCGACAAGAUGCUCCGAAGGGGAGGGCUCCAAAGUCACAUCCAGAACGUGCUGGUCCCAACCUACAGAGCCCGAUACUGCACCCUCAAUGCUGCAGUCGCGGAGCUCCUGACGCCCCUGGGCGUCCGAGUCGAGUCAAGCUCAUUUCGAGACGGUGCAGCCAGGGUAGCGGGCGGCUUUUUCUCGUACCUGAGAUUACCGGAUGGCAUGCCCCAGGCAAAGGAUGUCGCGGCCUAUUGUCUGACGGAAUAUAACCUGAGGAUUGCGUUUGGCAGCAUGUUUGCUGUCACGGGCGACGAGACUAGCAUGCAGAGAGCUGCUGCGACCGGUGGCUUUUCUGCAUGCAUCCGAUUAUGCUGGGCUUGGCACGAGGAAGACGAGAUUCGAGAAGGCAUAGAUAGACUGGCGGCAGCUCUAUGUGAUAUCAGAGCCAUGCAAGAGCGAGGGGAGAGUUUGGAGACUCGAGAAAUAGGAAUACGGUAG
Molecule: messenger RNA, 1422 nt
Organism: Geosmithia morbida
Lineage: Eukaryota; Fungi; Ascomycota; Sordariomycetes; Hypocreales; Bionectriaceae
Product: Aspartate/methionine/tyrosine aminotransferase
Exons: 2
Coding region: 1-1422 (473 amino acids)
Biological process (GO): biosynthetic process
Molecular function (GO): L-2-aminoadipate:2-oxoglutarate transaminase activity; pyridoxal phosphate binding
Source: RefSeq, a predicted model, not a curated record